AGAGAGAGAAGGAGAGAGAGAGAGAGUAAGGAGCAGGGAUGAUAAGAACUGUGAAAGACAAUGAAGUUUAAAGUCCUCUCCUAUUUCUGCCUGCUGGGCUGUAUAAUGGCGGCCGUCUCCAUAGAGGUUCUGGUGGACCCGGGUUCCUCCGUGGACCUGCCCUGUUCUACAACCCUGCCCGAGGGGACCGUCCCGGACCUGCUGGAGGUCACGUGGCUUUGGAACCACUCUGUUGUGGCCUCUAAUGUGGAGAACCGGACGGAACCAGGAUACUUUCUGAACAUCUCACAACUCCUCAACGGCUCCUUUCCUCUGACGCUGCGCAAUGCCAGCCUUGGCCAGCAGGGGCAGUAUCAGUGCCAAGUGUCCUAUAAUAGCACUCAGAUCCAUCUCAGUAACGUGACGCUAGUCAUUACGGUUCCUCCCUCUCUCUCCGUCCUGUCUUCCGUUCUGGUACUCAGGAAGGAAACCGUUCUUCAGUGUGAGGCGACAGGUUUCAACCCUCCUCAGAUCAACUUCCGGUGGACACGAACUGGAAGUGACGUGGCAUUACCGACCCCCACGACCAAGGUGACCCCGACCCCUGAUGGGCUCUACAGGGCAGUCAGCGGCCUCCCCUUCACCCUCACCCCUCCAGUCAACCCCAAUCUGACCUUUGGGUGUGAGGUCACCCACGUGGGCCUGAAGAGGGCGCUCAAGAGCGAGUUUAAACCCACCAUUAUCUUUCCUCCCUCUCUCUCCGUCCUGUCCUCCGUUCUGAUCCUGGAGAAGCAGAGCGUUCUUCAGUGUGAGGCGACAGGUUUCUACCCUCGUCAGAUCACCUUCCGGUGGAUGCGUACUGGACCGGACGUGACAUUAGGGCCCCCCACGACCAAGGUGACCCCGACCCCAGACGGGCUCUACAGGGCAGUCAGCGGCCUCCCCUUCACCCUCAGCCCUCCGGUCAACCCCAAUCUGACCUUUGGGUGCGAGGUCGUCCAUGUGGGUUUGAAGGAGAGUCUCAAGAGGGAGUUUAAACCCACCGUUAUCUAUCUCCCGAAGGUGUCCGUCUCCACGGUUCCCACGUCCAAGCGUUCCAGCCCCCUCACCCUCAGCUGUGACAUCACCGGGUUCUCCCCUGAGAACGUGUCGGUUCUAUGGAUCCAGAACGGCUCGGUUCUGCCAGUGCCCCCUCCCAUGCAGCUCCACGUGGACAGCACGUACCAGACCCGACGGUUCUACACACUCACGGAGGAGCAGCGGGACCAGGGAGGCGAGGUCCAGUGUGUGGUCAACCAGCCCCAUGUCGCAGAACCCGUCUCCGGUUCCGUUAACCUGACCGCGGCCGACCCUCUGGUACAGGAGCUGAUUCUGACGAAGUCUGCGAAGGCGUCGGUGGCCAUGAUGAUCAUCUCCCUCACGCUGGUGCUCCUGCUGUGCUUCGGCUUCUCCUGGAGGAGGAGAGAUGAGAAGCAGAAGUCCCUGAGCGUGUCCAGCAUCAUUCUGCCCCCGCGGGUGUUGGUGGGGCAGAAAGGCAGGGUGACGGUGAGCAUCGAGGGCAGGAGGGCAGAUAGAGUCCAGACCGCCUGGUUCCUGAAUGACAUCCCCAUCGCAGACACCACCUGCACAGGACCCCAUCACUCUGGCCGAGCCUCUCGAAUGUCCCGUGUGUCCCGUGUGUCUCUGGUGUCUGCACCUCCUUACAGUGGGCGUAUGUCUCGCAUCUCUGUGUCGUCCUUCUCUGAGAAGGGUCCCUUGUUGCCCCUAACUGCCCCGGGGUACUACAAGCUGUCCACCCAGCAGCCUGUCUACUCCUCCUCCGGGGGCAACAAGCAGCUCCUCUCCUCCGUCACCUUCCUGCCCAACCUGUCCGUCCACAAGGGGGCGGUGUUCAAGUGCCAGGUGUCCUACAGGGGCAAAGACAAAGUGGUGGUGGAGAGGGUGUCCGACAAGUUCACAGUGCUCGCUGCUCCAGAAGUGUCCGAGAUUAAGUUGUCUGACAUCAGUGAGAAUACAGACACCACCAUGCUGACGGUGCAGGCGUCCCGGUUCCACCCUGACAUCAUCACGUUCCGCUGGUUCUGCGAGGGCGGCGAGCUGUGCCCGGUGGCGGCGGCCCCAGCGCUGGCGGCCCCGCGCCCCGACGCCGAGGGCUACUUCGCCGCCAUGAGCCAGUGCAGGCUGCCCCGCGCAGAGCUGGAGACCGGCAGCACCAGGGUCUGGGUCACCGUACACCACACCGCCCUCAAGGAGCCACUCACACGCGAGACCAGAGGGUACAUAAAGAAGCCCAGUGUGUCAGAAAUUACCUCAGCCAAUCACAACGGGGCGCUGACGUUCAGCUGUGAGGUCACGGGGUUCUACCCCCCCGACGUGUCCGUCACCUGGCAACAGCUGAAGAAGACGGGGCAGACGCCGCACAGGUGCCAUAGAUACGCGGACGACGAUGACGACGAUGAUGACGAUGAUGACUAUGAGGAUGAAGACAGGGUGGAGGUCGCGGAGGGCACACAGGUGUGGGGGCCGCUGCUCACGGAGCCCAGGAUGUACCGGGCAACGGGCGUGCUGCGAGAGCUGGGGUCAGAGGUCAAGGGGGCGGAGCCUAUGGAUGCAGUCAUGUGCCGGGUGGACCAUUGCUCCUUACAGGCACCUGUGGAGCGACUAUGGAGGAGAAUACACGCAGUCCCUCCUGUCAUCCCUCCGUCUUUGUCGGUGAGCUGGACGGGUGAUGGCAUCGGAGUGUUCUCUCUGGUGCUGAGCGGCAGCAGUGCCUGCACUACGCUCCUGUGGGCAGCAGGGGGCGCCACUAUGAGCUCGCUGCACUCCCGCGAGAGCGAGGCCACGGGCGCCGACGGCAACAGGGAGCUGAGCAGCACCUGUGCAGUCCUCCGGUUGUCAGGGCAACCGAGUCAGGAGAGCGGGACGAGCAUCCACAGUCACACCAACGGACACGCACACAAGCCAAAGCCAGGGUCGGCCAUGCUGGAGUGUGAAGCGGAGGUGGCCUUCAUCGACGAGGAGGAAGACGAUGGUGUGCGGAGGCCUCAGAGAGCCCUGGCGGAGAGGAAGAGCGACAUGGAGAGCACGGAGGAGAGAGAGAGAGGCGGAGAGAGAGAGAGGGGCGGAGAGAGAGAGACGGACACUCCCUCCAUCAACACCGUGAGGCUGGCUGAGGGAGAAGUGUUGCGCGUCGGUGUGGAGAUCACACACCCCGCUCUCAACACACCAGUUUACCGCACAUGGACAGCUCAAGACUGAUGCACAGCUGGGACCCCUGUGCUGCAGAAGACCUCCUGUACCCUCAGCAAGCAUCACACUCCAGGACAUGCCACUUAUUAUCUAGAGGCUCUUUAACUUAAUCACAACUAUUUCAUGUCAUAUUUAUUUUGUAGCUACAGUCUGUCUAUUUAAAAUGACUCAAUUUCCGUCUUUAACUUUUGUGACUAAAACUUUGUACUGUUCAUUAGUAAAGAUUAUUUUGUAUAAAAAAAUUGAUUGUGUGUAUGCUUGAGUCUGUGCGAAAUAAAGUUGAUUUAACAACUUGCGAUAAAUACCCACCUUUCUUUAUAAAUAAACAAUAAGCCAUUGUAUGGCUUCCGCUGUGGCUAAAGCCUGCCUUCGA
Messenger RNA from Sardina pilchardus (European sardine), 3601 nucleotides. RefSeq lists its product as uncharacterized. Lineage: Eukaryota; Metazoa; Chordata; Actinopteri; Clupeiformes; Clupeidae. The coding region runs from base 61 to 3237 and encodes 1058 amino acids. The transcript is spliced from 15 exons. The record is from RefSeq and is a predicted model, not a curated record.